Molecule: messenger RNA, 3021 nt
Organism: Neocloeon triangulifer
Lineage: Eukaryota; Metazoa; Arthropoda; Insecta; Ephemeroptera; Baetidae
Gene: spel1
Product: DNA mismatch repair protein Msh2
Exons: 16
Coding region: 188-2968 (926 amino acids)
Biological process (GO): mitotic recombination; mismatch repair
Cellular component (GO): MutSalpha complex; nucleus
Molecular function (GO): mismatched DNA binding; ATP binding; ATP-dependent DNA damage sensor activity
Source: RefSeq, a predicted model, not a curated record
UCACAGCUGCAGGUUGCCGCGGCAUGUUUUGGUCCAGCCUGGGCUUUUGAUCGCUGCUCGUUUUUCGGCGAUUAAUUCCAAAAUACUGCUCGUCACUCCGAAUUGGAACUUCUCAGGUGAACCUGAAGAUUCGCGUUGAGCGAAAAUCUGAAAAUUGCUGCUCGACCCGUUCACGAAAAGCUGAAAAAUGAGCGUCCAAGCCAACCAAGUCUUGUCCAUGGACGCCUCGCAGCAAGCAGCCUUUGCUCGGUUCUUCCUGUCCAUGCCUGAGAAAUCAGCAUGCACUGUGCGCAUUUUCAACCGAAACGAGUACUACACCUUGCACGGCUCGGACGCCAUCCUCGCCUCGAAAGAGAUUUUCAAGUCAACGUCUUCAGUCAAGCACAUGAACUACGGCCAAAACCAACUGGAGUAUGUGAUUCUGAACCACCACCACUUUGAGGCGCUGCUGAGAACCCUCCUCUUGAACAAAACUUACAGAGUCGAGGUUUACUCGAGUCCCAACAACUCCAGCAACAAUUGGACCAUAGAGUUCAAGGCCUCACCAGGGAACCUGAGUCAGUUUGAGGAUUUGCUGUUCAGCACCAAGUCCGAAGGUCAGUCCGGCGUUGCUGCCAUCAAGAUUACUAGCGAUGGCAAAAGCAAGCUCGUUGGAGUUGGCUUUGUGGACACAAGUGACAGCAAAAUGAAGGUGGCUCAGUUUCCUGACCUGGACAACCUGAGCAACACUGAGUGCGUCAUCCAGCAAUUGGCCCCGAGGGAAAUCCUCGUCUCCGCAGGCAUGGACGAGCAGGACAUCUCCACGAUCAAAACAUUUGGCGAGCAGUGUGGAAUUUUGGUGAGCACCAAGCCGAAGAACACGUUCAAGGCGGACGACGCCUUCCUGCAGGACAUGGGCCGCCUGCUGCGCCUCAAACCUGGCCAGUCAGACAACGUGGCCGCCCUGCCAGAGCUGAAGCACUCUGCGGCCAGUGCGGCGCUGGCCGCCUGUGUGCACUUCCUCGAGCUGGUCAGCGACAACGCCCACUUCAGGCAGUUCGGCCUUUCCGAGUUCAACAGUCAGCAGUUUGUGCGCAUCGACGGCCAGACCGUCCGAGCCAUCAACCUGAAGCCAGGGGUCGGCUCCAGUGGCCUCGGCAAGCCCCACGAGUCCCUCGUGGGCCUCUUGGGACAGGCUGUCUGCACCCCACAUGGUCACCGGCUGCUGCUCAAGUGGCUGCAGCAGCCCCUGAGGAAUGAGGCUCCUCUGUUGGAGCGGCUGGACUGUGUUGAGGCGCUCAACUCUGACCUGGCAGCAAUGGAGAGUCUGUCCAAGGACUUCCUCAAAGGUGUUCCUGAUCUGCAGUACCUGGCCAAGAAAAUCCACAGAAAGAAAGCCACCCUUCAGGAUCUCUUCAGGAUCUAUCAAGGAGUGAAAAGACUUUCGGGCGUCGUAUCAGUAUUGGAAGGUCUCUCUGGAUCAGAAAAAGUGCUUUCCUCUGUCAAAGCAUUGCUGCUGGAGCCGCUGAAAGAGAAAAAUGAUGACAUGGCUAACUAUUUGGAAAUGGUUGAGCAGACCUUAGACAUUGAUCAGGCAGCUCAGGGCGAAUACAUGAUCAGACCUGAGUUCGACGACAACCUCAAAGAAAUCCAAAGCAAACGAUCCGAUUUGAGGGAAGAAAUGGAGAGCGCCCUGUAUGAAGCGAGCAGGGAACUUGACCUGGAGGCAAACAAAACGCUCAAGUUGGACCAAACGCCACAGCUCGGCUUCUUUUUCAGACUCACACUAAACAAUGAGAAGAUUCUCAGAGGAAGCAAGAAGUUCACAAUUUUGGAUACCAACAAAGGAGGAAUUCGCUUUGUGAACCAGAAACUGCGCUCUUUGAAUGACGAUUUCCAAGCGGCUAGCGAAGAGUAUCAGCAAACGCAGCAGGAGAUUGUCAAAGGAGUUGUCGAUGUGGCAGUUACAUACAGUGACACAAUCAACAACUUGGGUGACAUCCUGGCGCAUAUUGACGUUCUGAACAGUUUUGCCAUUGCUGCUUCGAACAGCGCCGAACCCUACUGCAGACCAACCCUGCACCCUCCUGGCUCUGGAGUCCUGAAUUUCAAGCAGCUCAGACACCCUUGCCUGGAGAGACAGAACGGAGUAGACUAUGUUGCCAAUGACGCUGUCUUUGACAAAGAGAAAGAACGGGUGGUGGUGCUGACGGGGCCAAACAUGGGUGGCAAGUCGACCUACAUCCGCAGCGUGGCAGCCGCCGUGGUGAUGGCCCAACUGGGCUCCUUCGUCCCUGCUGCCGAAGCCUCGCUCAGUUUGGUGGACAGUGUGCUGGUGCGGAUUGGCGCGGGGGACAGCCAGGCCCUCGGGGUCUCCACCUUCAUGGCCGAAAUGCUCGAGACCAGCACCAUCCUCAAGGCGGCCACCAAGCAGUCGCUCGUCAUCAUCGACGAACUCGGCCGAGGCACCUCCACCUAUGACGGAUUCGGUCUGGCCUGGGCCAUUUCAGAACAUGUGGCGAAGGAGAUUGGCUGUUUCUGCCUUUUUGCCACUCACUUCCACGAGUUGACAGCCCUGGCCAAUCAGGUUCCUGGCGUGGUCAACCGUCAUGUGGUGGCUAAAACCUCAGAGGGGGUCCUCACCCUCAUGUACCGCAUCAAGGAAGGCCCCUGCGACCAGAGCUUUGGACUCCACGUGGCUGAAAUGACCGAGUUUCCUAAAAAUGUCCUUGAGAGAGCUGCUGACAAGCAAAAGCAGUUGGAACUCCUGCACAAGUGGGUUCCGUCAGAAUUCCUGUCCACGGAGGAUGAGGACAGAAGGAAUGGAGAAAAACUGGUGGAAGAUUUUUUGGAGCAGGUCAAGAGCCUUGAUGUGGAGGGUGCGGAUCUGAGUGACAAACUCGAAGACCUUCAGAAGAGCAUCUCGUCAAGUGACAACAAGUUCCUAAAAGAACUGAUGCAGUCCUUUGCCCCUAUCCUUUCCAAGUGAUAAAUAAAUCUCUCAUGUGCCAUUAAAAAAUAAACUUGAAUUGUCAGAAAACA